Molecule: messenger RNA, 684 nt
Organism: Strongylus vulgaris
Lineage: Eukaryota; Metazoa; Nematoda; Chromadorea; Rhabditida; Strongylidae
Source: the annotation of a GenBank genome assembly
AUGAUAAAUCUAAUAAAUCUUCUCAUAUUUGAAACUACAAAACACGUUCGCACAAUAGCCACUCGAUCGAAACGACAAUACCCUGAGCUUUGCUGCUCUUGCGGUAUUGGAGCACCCGGACCAGUUGGACCGCCAGGAGAAGAUGGAGAACCUGGAGCAGACGGAAAGCCUGGAAAACCAGGUCCUCCAGGAGCCGAUGCACCAAGCACCACCGCCGUACCGACAAAAGAUGACUUCUGCUUUGAGUGCGAGCCAUCGCCUCCUGGACCCGAUGGAGUUCCUGGACCUAUGGGACCACCGGGACCACCUGGUGGACCAGGAGAGAGGGGACCUGCUGGACCAGCAGGACAUCAAGGUCCACCUGGACCUCGUGGAGCAGCCGGUCCCGCAGGCGCGGACGGAGAGCCAGGACCUCGUGGACCCCCUGGACCUGUUCGAACUCUACCAUCGGAGUCUGGAAAGAUGGGACCACCAGGAGAGCCAGGACCACAAGGACCGCCUGGACCGGAAGGCCGUCCCGGACAGCCCGGACGAAAUGGACAACCCGGACCUCAAGGAGAUCCGGGUGCGGAUGGACCUGAUGGUAAGAACGGAGAAAAUGGACCACCAGGCCCACCCGGAAAGGAUGGAGCAAAGGGAUCUUGCGAUCACUGUCCUGUUGCACGUACUCCACCAGGCUAUUAG